Dentiscutata heterogama is the source of this 447-nucleotide messenger RNA. The record is from the annotation of a GenBank genome assembly. NCBI's taxonomy places the organism in Eukaryota, Fungi, Glomeromycota, Glomeromycetes, Diversisporales, Gigasporaceae.
AUUCAAUUUUUGCGGUUAUGGAUCAUAUUGAUAUCAAUUAUACAGAGGCUAAUAUAGAAAAACCCAACUUAUAUGAAGGAAAGAAAUUUUCAAACUGGAUUAUUUGCAAUUCAUUUUUGGACAAAUGGAGUAAAAGUAGAGGUUUUAAAAUAAUAAAAGAUCGCAUAUUCAAAGAUAGUGAUAUUGUUUGGAGAAGAAGCUAUAUUUGUGAACACGAAAAAAAAUAUAAAUCAAAAUUUAAGCAAAAAACAUUUACUAAAAAAAUUUUAUGCCCUUGGCAUUUAAAUGUAUCGUAUCCAAGUAACGAUGGAGAAAUUACUAUUAAUAUAAUUGUAAAUAAACAUAACCAUGAGUUAAGUAUAGAAAGUAUUCAAUUUCAGCAAAAUAAAAUUUUCAAUCAAGAUAUAUUAGAUGAUAUUAAAUUUAUGACUAAACACUGUAACAUGG